Trichosporon asahii var. asahii CBS 2479 is the source of this 1320-nucleotide messenger RNA. RefSeq lists its product as uncharacterized. The transcript is spliced from 5 exons. The record is from RefSeq and is a predicted model, not a curated record. NCBI's taxonomy places the organism in Eukaryota, Fungi, Basidiomycota, Tremellomycetes, Trichosporonales, Trichosporonaceae. Bases 1 to 1320 code for a protein of 439 amino acids.
AUGGACGAUGUCGACUUUGUGCACACGCCGGGUCACCACCCUUUGUUGCCCAUCCCCAAGGAGCUCAACGUCCGUCCUCCCCGAGCCAACGCCCACGCAGCCGAAAUCCUGAAGCAGAUGAUGGCAGAUGCGCCCGUCGCUGAGGACCAGGUCCUCGACCUAUCAGCUGGAAUCGAGAAGUCGCCGGAGGACGCAACGGUGCUCCUUCCUCUCUCCACUGUCGGCAGCCCGGCAAAGCAGACCGCCUCUUUACCCCGCACGCCCGAUGAGACGCCUGGCAGCCCAGACGAGACUGAAAUUAUCAAGGCCGUUUUGCCAUCAGAGGAGGAGGACAACCUCUCGAACGGUUGCGACCUCCCCAUUCCCAAGCCCGGAAAGGGUUACGUUCCAAAGGUGGACUUGAGCUCGGGUCUCUCUUCUCUGUCACCUCAGCAUCCUACCCGUGUGUGGAAUAGCCUCCUGCACGCUUGUCGCCCAGAGCAUCAGCCCACGGUCAAGUGGCAGUACAUCAACCGUCAAAAGAUGACUGUGACUCUGCCUCCAGAGCAUCCCAUUGUCAAAACUCUGGCCAGGAAACAGCUCCCCCUUGACAAUAAUUCUGCCGAGUACAAAGAUGCGCUGCGUCGACUCGGAGGCGAGAAACGUUGGAAAGGGCAGACUAGGCGACUCAAGGUGAGCAGAAUUGCAGUGUCCUCACUGACCUUCCAGGCAGAGGCUCAAAACGACGCAGUUCGUCAAUGUAUCGCCGACAACGGUCUUCUCUGGGUCAACUAUGAGGUAAUGAGCACCGUCGAUCCCGGGACUUACCUCGGUGAGCAGGCCGCUCGCCUCCGUGGAGGGAGGCCCCUGCUCACCGUCCCGGUCCAACCAUCCCAGCACGCGUCCAAGCGUCCCAUGGACGAUGGACACACAGGUGCGAGGAGCGUUAAGCCCAAGCUCAGCAUUACUACGGCCUCCACCUUGAAGGUCACCGAAGACGCCGCGAGUUCCGGAAACGGCCAUGCCGGAGAUCUUGAGAGACUUCAGCCGAUGAGCACUGAGACCGGGCAGGUAGACUGGCAGCAGCAGUUGUCUUGUGAGCGCGGAAGGAUCAAAGCAUUGCUGACGCCAGCGUUCUGCAUUGAGGCAGGAAUGCCAGUCCCGAAGUACUACCAGCGCAUCGAGAGACAGCAGGGUGUUUCCACCAUGUUCUUUGGCCAGGUCACCGUUGAACACGACCACUUUGAGUCAGACAAGGGCUUCGUCAAGUUGCGUGAGGCUCGUCAAGAGGUCGCCCGCCUCGUCUUUUGCGAGCACUUCGGCCAGGAGCCUGCUGCCUAG